This is a messenger RNA of Mustela erminea (ermine), 2578 nucleotides long. It is a transcript of the gene CHRNA2, whose product is annotated as cholinergic receptor nicotinic alpha 2 subunit. Gene Ontology annotation, biological process: monoatomic ion transmembrane transport; nervous system process; chemical synaptic transmission. The transcript is spliced from 7 exons. Bases 482 to 2032 code for a protein of 516 amino acids. Lineage: Eukaryota; Metazoa; Chordata; Mammalia; Carnivora; Mustelidae. The record is from RefSeq and is a predicted model, not a curated record. Gene Ontology annotation, molecular function: transmembrane signaling receptor activity; acetylcholine-gated monoatomic cation-selective channel activity. Gene Ontology annotation, cellular component: postsynaptic membrane; neuron projection; synapse.
GCUUUUACCUGCAGAAGCCUUUGUGCCUGGCUCUCCGUGACGCCACCCCCCCCCCACCCCCCGUAGCACCUGCAGGAAGCCUCUCCAGCCGCCAGAGCGGGAAGCCCAGGCAAACUGACCAGCCUGCAGAACUUACCCAGCCCUCCCCAGGAAGCCAGCUUGACCCUCAGAGUCAGGUCGCCCUCGUCUGCCAACGUGGGUCCUGUUCCAGCAUCAGUGUGACCAUAAAAUGAAGUCACCCUGCUCUGCUUUGCACCUGCCCUUCCAUUUGGGGGGGACUUUUGUCAGCUGACCGGGACUUCCAAGCCAGGCUGGUUCUGUGUUCUCUCAAAGGCCUUUCUUCUUCUGUCACCACCGGUUCCACAGUGAGAGGGGCUAUGUGGGAUCCAGCAGGAACUCUGCCGUGUUAGCACCCGGAACUCUCCUGCGGAAGUGGGUUGGAGCCCCAAGCCCCAGCGCAGCCCUGCCUGCCCUCCUUCUGAUGUCCAGAGGAAGCCAGACCUCAUCCUUGGAAGCCAUGGGCCCCUCCCACUCUGUGGUCCUGUCCAUGAUGAAGCUCGGUUUGUGGUGGCUCCUUCUGAUCCCGGCAGGGUCGGCACAGCGAGCCUCCCCUCCCCAAGCUGAGGGCCGCCUCUUCAAACACCUCUUCAGGGGCUACAACCGCUGGGCACGGCCGGUGCCCAACACCUCGGACGUGGUGAUCGUGCGCUUCGGGCUGUCGAUUGCCCAGCUCAUCGAUGUGGAUGAGAAGAACCAAAUGAUGACGACCAACGUCUGGCUAAAGCAGGAGUGGAACGACUACAAGCUGCACUGGAACCCGGCUGACUUCGGCAACAUCACAUCCCUCCGGGUCCCUUCGGAGAUGAUCUGGAUCCCUGACAUUGUCCUCUACAACAAUGCAGAUGGGGAGUUUGCGGUGACCCACAUGACCAAGGCCCACGUCUUCUCCACGGGCACCGUGCACUGGGUGCCCCCCGCCAUCUACAAGAGCUCCUGCAGCAUCGACGUCACCUUCUUCCCCUUCGACCAGCAGAACUGCAAGAUGAAGUUUGGCUCCUGGACCUACGACAAGGCCAAGAUCGACCUGGAGCAGAUGGAGCAGACGGUGGACCUGAAGGACUACUGGGAGAGCGGAGAGUGGGCCAUCAUCAACGCCACUGGCACCUACAACACCAAGAAGUACGACUGCUGCGCAGAGAUCUACCCCGACGUCACCUACUACUUCGUCAUCCGGCGCCUGCCGCUCUUCUACACCAUCAACCUCAUCAUCCCCUGCCUGCUCCUCUCGUGCCUCACCGUGCUCGUCUUCUACCUGCCCUCGGACUGCGGCGAGAAGAUCACGCUCUGCAUCUCCGUGCUGCUCUCGCUCACCGUCUUCCUCCUGCUCAUCACCGACAUCAUCCCCUCCACCUCCCUGGUCAUCCCGCUCAUCGGCGAGUAUCUGCUCUUCACCAUGGUCUUCGUCACGCUCUCCAUCGUCAUCACGGUCUUUGUCCUCAAUGUCCACCACCGCUCCCCCAGCACCCACACGAUGCCCCACUGGGUGCGGGUGGCCUUUCUGGGCUGUGUACCCCGGUGGCUGCUAAUGAGCCGGCCCCUGCCCUCCUUGGAGCCCCAGCACCCCCCAGAUCUGAAGCCCGGCUCCUCCUACCGCUGGCUGGAGACCAAUGUGGAUGCCGAUGAGAGGGAGGAGGAGGAGGAAGACAGAUGGGUGUGGGCAGCCCAGUCCUUGCCCCGACUGGGUGUCCUCUGCAGCCAUGGUGGUCGGCACCAUGAGGCUUCGGGUCCCAAGGCAGACCCCCGGUGGCAGCAGGGUGGGCUUCUGCUGUCACCUCGCAUACAGAAGGCGCUGGAAGGUGUGCGUUAUAUCGCCGAUCACCUGAGAUCUGAGGAUGCUGACUCUUCGGUCAAGGAAGACUGGAAGUAUGUGGCCAUGGUCAUUGAUAGGAUAUUCCUCUGGUUAUUUAUCGUCGUCUGCUUCCUGGGGACAGUUGGACUCUUUCUGCCUCCGUACCUGGCUGGAAUGAUCUGAUCUCCUGUCCCUUGCUUGGACCCAAAGGUGACACUGCUGACCAUCAUUAACCACCACUCCCUCUAGUACAACGUCGGGUUCAAGGCCAUCCGACUGCAAGCACCUCUCUGUGGAGUCCCUACACUGUCCCCAUCAUGGAAGACUCCUUGGGUCAAUUCACUGAACUUAUUGUACUAUGUGCCGAGAAUCUGCCAGGCACAGAGCCCAGUUUUGGAUGCUGGGCAACUAGGAAGUGAGGAACUUGCUCUGGAGAAGGUUACAAUAUGGUGAUGACAAUGUGAAACCAUGUAAGUUUCUCCUACAGGAGCCCUGAAGACGCUGAGUAACAGGAGGACCACGAGGGGCAAUCCAGGGGGCAGAUGCACAGACCUCCAGGGAUGGGUGCAUGGGGAAGAGAGGAGAGGGUGCUUCAGGGGGUGGAAGAACUAUGAACAGCAUUUGGGAUUCAAGAAUGAGCCCAAGGUGUCUAGAACAGGCAGGCUGAGAUGGAGCUCCAGUGUGGGAGCUGUGGGAGGAGGUUGGAAAGGCAAGUUCGGGUAUCUUGAG